GAGGGUCUGGAAGGAUUCCGCACCGAGCCUGGUCGUCAGGGAAAGAGCAUUGACUUUGAAGUCGGUAGACCUGGGGUGCAGGGGAGGGGGGGAAGUACACUGAACAUGGAGUCAGGAACACUCAGGAUUCUAGCUCCUCCUCUGACAGUUACUGACACCACCCUGCCCCUGAAUUGUCAGACGGCGUCUGCCUCUCUGAAGUUUGCAGUGAUUUCCUUUCCAGCCUGGCCUUAUCUUGGUCCGCACGUUGCUGCCUCUUGGUGACUAAUAACACAAUAACAUUGUCUCAGGAUAGAAAAAAAAAAGUAGGAGCUGUUUACUCGCUCUAUGGGGGUUCAGUAUAAAAAGGAGGCAGAGAGCUGUCCAAGCCAGACAGGCUUCUGCAUGAGCACUGGAAGUCUCUGAAAAGAUCGUUGGGUUUCUAGUGCAGCUCACUGGACGAUCGGGGAAUUUUCAGACCUUUUGGAUUGUCUGUCUUCUCUCCCGGCACAGGCAGAAGCAGAAGCAUUUCUUUUUCUCUCCUUCUGGGCACCCAGACUGAAGAAAGAACUUUGGGGGUCUGAAUAUCAGAAGUAGUUCAGGGUGAAACUGAAGUUGUUUUUGUGCGUUUUAAUUUGAGCUUAGUUGGCAGAGGAGGCAUUUUCAGAAUGGAUUAUUUCCAGAUGAUUUUCUCCCUGCUGUUUGUGGUUUUCCAAGGAGCUCCAGAUACAGCCUUUGGUGCUGAGCUCCGCACAGGAGCCCAAGCUGGUGGGGACAACCGACCUCCCAGUGCACCCUGGAGGUCUCACCGGUCUAAACGCUGCUCCUGCUCAUCCUUGUUGGAUAAAGAGUGUGUGUACUUCUGCCACCUGGACAUCAUCUGGAUCAACACUCCCGAACACACAGUUCCAUAUGGACUUGGAGGCCCUUCUCGAUCCAAACGAUCCCUAGAAGAUUCACUUCUUACCAAACCAGAAGACUCCAGGAAGAGAUGCCAAUGUGCCAGCCGAAAAGACAAGAAAUGCUGGGGCUUUUGCCAAGCAGGAAAGGAACUCUGGACUCAAAAUACUCUGAAGAAAGCCUGGAAUGAACCUAAGAAAGGAAAAGACUGUAUUGGCCAUGGACUGAAGUGUGUGCACCAGCAGCUUGUGAACAAGAAGAAAAUGAGAAGGUUGGAGGCCAUCAGUAAUAGCAUCAAAGCAUCCUUUCACAUGGCAAAACAGCGGGCUGAGAUCCACAAAGCAAAGAGAGUAACCCAUAACCGAGCACAUCAAACACAAAGCAUUUGGGACAGUCUGAAGACAGCAUCUUAGUUAAGAGAUCUCUGUGGUUCAUCCUCAUGUACUCUGGCUGGCAUGGCAGCAUCUUCUCUGCUUUGGCCAUUCUUUGUUCUAGAUUGGCAAAGGACUGGGGCUCCUUGUUCCAAUCAUUCCAAGAAAGGUAGAGGAGUCCAUAAAAUCUGUCUUCAUUUGCUUCCGUUAGCAAUGAAAAGCUUUGCUCCUCCUCAUCCAGGAAUGUAAAUGGAUGGUUGACUGGGGGCCAAUCUGGGAGAAAACAAAGACUAAGUAAUACAUUAAUUAGUGAUACAUCUGUCAGGAGGAGGAGAGGAGACAACACAUUUGGAUGGAGCUUCUGAAGAGAGGGUCCGAAGGGGAGUGUGUGUCUGACUCAAAUGUCUGGCAGAUUGCAGGGAGAAACUCCAAAGCUCCAUGAGAAGAUUUUGCAAGGAAUGCACAAAUUGGAAACACAUGCCAUGGAGAGACACCCAAGUUAGAAAUCAAAGAUACUCUUUUUUCAAUUCAUAAAAAAUGCAAAGCUGAAAGAAACUGUACUACUGUAUAUCAGGAUGUGUUUCAUGAAUACGAGUCUACCUCACCUGUAUUGCACUCCUGCAGAAGUAUUUCACCACCUUGUUUUGCCUUUACUCAUUGCUCUCUGCUUCCCCUUUCCCUGUCCCCUCCCAAAUAAAACCCAUCCUCUGGCCUCAUAGAAGUCCAGUUUGAUAAAUAGUAGACAUCACAUUUUGGUGAUGAUCUACUCCAUUUGAUGCAUAUGAGAAAAGGUCACUGAUACCCUUAGUUUCCUCUUUAUUGUAAAAGUGCUGAUAAAGAGUUUGUGAAAAAUGCUAAAAGGUGAAAAUUGGUUAUACUUUAGAGCAGCAAAAUCAUUUACCUUAUUGGAACUGGCUAAUGGAGGUUGAAUUAAAUUUUGUGAUGUACUUAUUUUUUUAUAGAUAUUUAUAUUCAGACAAUUUAUUCCUUAUAUUUACCAUGUUAAAUAUAUGUUGGGGCAGGCCAUAUUGGUCUAUGCAUGGUUUAUGUAUUUCUGAAUGAAAUUGAAAUUGAGAAAUGCUUUUUGCCUGUCAAGGUAACUGAC
Molecule: messenger RNA, 2355 nt
Organism: Dromiciops gliroides (monito del monte)
Lineage: Eukaryota; Metazoa; Chordata; Mammalia; Microbiotheria; Microbiotheriidae
Gene: EDN1
Product: endothelin 1
Exons: 6
Coding region: 648-1292 (214 amino acids)
Biological process (GO): regulation of systemic arterial blood pressure by endothelin; regulation of vasoconstriction; vein smooth muscle contraction
Cellular component (GO): extracellular region
Molecular function (GO): endothelin B receptor binding; hormone activity; endothelin A receptor binding
Source: RefSeq, a predicted model, not a curated record